GAAGCCAAAAAGACUCGCACAGCUUCGACGAACGAACGAACGAACGGUUUGGUUUCUCCAAGAAUUGAGCUUCCUUACAGCAAAGGAUUGAACUUCCGUACAGCAAAUUUUUCUGGGUCUAAUACGAUUUUGUGAAAGGAAAGAUCUUUGCUUUGUUAAACUGGGUCGAGAGAUGGCUUCAUCAAAUUGGCUACUUGAGGUUCACUUCUUGCAUAUGCCAAGUUUGUCUCCAAAGCAGACGAAUCUCUGUUUGUUGAAUCCUUUAUCUUGCAGAAAGAUGUCUUCUUUAGAUUUGAAGCAAGAAAUUGUGUUGAAAAAGGAUGUUUAUAUGAUGAGAUGCCAGGGCGUGCUCAAUGGUGUGUGCAUCGACCAUGUAAAUGAUGUUACUGAGAGAAGCUCAGAAUUCCAUCACUAUGGUGUCGGUACUAACUUGAGAGCCAGAGUGAAACCGAGGAAGCAUUUAGGUUCUUCGAGUUUAUCCUCUGAUGGACCAAUUACCGAAAACGACCAAGAGACAAACAAUGAGAUCCUUCAUAACCUGUGCAGCAAUGGGAAGUUAACAGACGCUUGCAAACUUGUCGAGGUGAUGGCACGUCAUAAUCAGGUUCCUCAUUUCCCUUCUUGCUCAAACUUAGUCCGUGGUCUAGCUAGAAUUGAUCAGCUGGAUAAAGCAAUGGGUAUCUUGAGAAUAAUGGUAAUGUCUGGUGGGGUUCCAGACACUAUUACCUAUAACAUGAUCAUCGGAAAUCUUUGCAAGAAAGGGCAUAUAAGAUCUGCCUUGGUCCUCUUAGAAGACAUGAGCUUGAGUGGGAGCCCUCCAGAUGUGAUUACCUAUAAUACAGUGAUUCGGUGUAUGUUUGAUCAUGGGAAGGCUGAGCAAGCCAUCAGGUUUUGGAAGGAACAACUGCGGAAUGGUUGCCCUCCAUACAUGAUUACAUACACGGUUUUGGUUGAACUCGUGUGCAGGUACUGUGGAAGCGCUCGAGCUAUGGAAGUUUUAGAAGACAUGGCAGUGGAAGGUUGUUAUCCUGAUAUUGUCACAUAUAAUUCUCUGGUUAACUAUAACUGCAGGCGAGGGAAUUUAGAGGAGGUGGCUUUGGUCAUUCAGCAUAUUCUAUCUCAUGGACUGGAACUGAACACCGUAACUUACAACACUCUUCUACAUUCUCUUUGUUCUCACGAGUACUGGGAUGAAGUGGAGGAGAUUCUAAACAUCAUGUACCAGACGUCCUACUCUCCAACAGUUGUCACUUACAACAUCUUGAUUAAUGGUUUAUGCAAAGCCAGGCUUUUGAGUCGUGCAAUCGACUUCUUCUACCAGAUGCUGGAACAAAAGUGCUCACCUGACAUUGUCACUUACAAUACAGUUCUAGGAGCCAUGUCCAAAGAGGGAAUGGUCGAUGACGCGAUUAAGUUACUUGGAUUGCUUAAAAGCACGAGUUGUCCGCCGGGCUUGAUCACUUAUAACUCUGUAAUCGAUGGGUUGGCCAGAAAGGGACUGAUGGAAAAAUCAUUGGAGCUGUACCAUCAGAUGCGGGAUGCUGGAAUCUCUCCCGAUGAUAUAACCCGUCGUUCUUUAAUAUAUGGUUUCUGCCGGGCAAACUUAGUUGAAGAUGCGAGUCAAGUUUUAAAGGAGACGAGCAAUAGAGGGAAUGGAAUCAGAGGUAGCACUUACAAGUUGGUGAUCCAAGGGCUAUGCAAGAAUAAAGAGAUGGAAAUGGCAGUAGAGGUUGUUGAGAUAAUGCUAACAAGUGGAUGUAAGCCAGAUGAGACAAUAUAUACCUCAAUAGUUAAAGGCGUAGAGGAGAUGGGAAUUGGAAGUGAGGCUGAUCAGUUGCAGAAGAAGCUGAAGCAGUGGAAACUGUUGAGGGAAGUGUAGGAAAUGUAAUUGACGCCGCCUAUUAAGCCUUUUGUACAGGGAAUCAGUUUUGUAAGGCAACGGUUGAAUCAGAAAGCUUAGGCCUCUCUGUUUGCUCAAAAUUAAGUUUUAGUUUCUUCUAGUCACUCUUUUGCUCUUCCUUUGAUUGGAUAAUCCAAAGCAGCAAUAUUGAGACAUCCUUUUGUUUUUCCAGA
Camelina sativa (false flax) is the source of this 2073-nucleotide messenger RNA. RefSeq lists its product as uncharacterized. Gene Ontology annotation, molecular function: protein binding. The record is from RefSeq and is a predicted model, not a curated record. Lineage: Eukaryota; Viridiplantae; Streptophyta; Magnoliopsida; Brassicales; Brassicaceae.